Messenger RNA from Rubroshorea leprosula, 531 nucleotides. Lineage: Eukaryota; Viridiplantae; Streptophyta; Magnoliopsida; Malvales; Dipterocarpaceae. The record is from the annotation of a GenBank genome assembly.
CGAACAAAAGAAGCCCAGCCCCGACACCUCUUCCUCUUGAGAAACCGGUGAAGCUUGAUGAUUUUUGCCUUCUUUUCUUGUUCAAGAACAAGAUUUGAGCUUAGAAACCUUCUCCCCCUGUUGGAAUUUCUGGAUCUGCUCUGCUCCUUCCUUCCUCACCGCCGGCUGCUCUUGAUUGUGGGUGAUUUCUGGGCAUUUUUUCGUUCCCGUGAGUCCCCUGCAGAUUGCCGGCGGCCUCUUUCCCCUGCCAUGUCCGAUUCUGCAACUGGAAAAUUCUGGGGGAUAAUUCUGGUAGCUUUAGGAUAAAGUUUAAGCAUUGAUUCAAGUGGAAUUUAUGUGAUUGAGUGUUAAUUGACUGCUGUGAUUUUUGGAGAGAAAAUCCCAUGAAUUAGCUAGUGUUUUGGUCGAUUUUUGGAAUUGCAGUUACUGUUCACGGCACUGUUCACAAAUACUGGUCACGCACUAAUGCCCAACAAUUAACGGGGAUUAAAUGUUUAGUUUGUAAUAUAAGAAUAAAUGUGGAGAUGUCUG